AUGAUCUCAGAUCAAACUGUGCGAGUGUUUCUGGAUGCCUGCGAGGGAUACGGCGUCAACGUGUUUGGCGCUCAGCUCUAUGAACUGGUAGCCGACCCAACCUGCUGUAAGCUUUUGGGUAGCGGGGCUUUUGGCACAUGUUACAGUGUUGAGGUCUCAAAAAGCCACUGGGUCAUCAAACUCGUGCCAGAGGAUGGUCCUGACAUCGAGAGUCUCUACGGGGAAAUCCAAGCUCUGUCCGCCUUGCAGGGUGUCCCAGGUCUACAGAAGGUGGUCGGGGUUUGUCCCUGGAAGCUCGCUUUAAUCACAGAGUUCGCCGGGAAGUCCUUGGACACCUACUUAGACACUCACAACUGCACCUUCUCAGAGCGCCUCCAGAUCGUGCAACAGGUCAGCUGGACACUGACUGAGAUGAGGGCUCGGGGAUGGGUGCACAAUGAUAUUAAAAUCAAUAACAUUUGUAUCCAAAAGACUGCCCAGGGGAUCCAAGCUACUCUCAUUGACUUUGGUUUAGCUGUCCAGGUCGGGGGAUGCCUACCAUUUCCCCCAGGAACAAUGGCACCCUUCCACAUGGCCCCUGAGGUGGUCAAAAGCAGUCAACUCACCCACCAGGCCGACGUCUACAGCGUCGGUCGCCUCAUGCAGUAUCUUCUGCAUGAAAAGCUGAGCCGCCUCCACCAAGAUGUACGAGGAUGGCUGGUCCGCGCCACCAACCGUGACCCAAGCCAACGAGGCUCCUUAGUUGAACUGUUAGAGUGUCUUGACGGGUGA
Molecule: messenger RNA, 771 nt
Organism: Homarus americanus (American lobster)
Lineage: Eukaryota; Metazoa; Arthropoda; Malacostraca; Decapoda; Nephropidae
Product: dual specificity testis-specific protein kinase 2-like
Exons: 1
Coding region: 1-771 (256 amino acids)
Biological process (GO): protein phosphorylation
Molecular function (GO): ATP binding; protein kinase activity
Source: RefSeq, a predicted model, not a curated record